AUGAGGAAUAAUUAUACUAUUGAACUUGCUGAUGGGUAUGGAAUUAGGGCUAAUGAAAUAAUUCCUGGUUGUACUCUGAAUUUAGCUGAUAAACUCUUUAGCAUUGACCUAAUUCCUAUAGAGCUAGGUAGUUUUGAUGUAAUAGUAGGAAUGGAUUGGUUAUCCAAGAAUAGAGCGGACAUUGGUUGUUACGAGAAAGUCAUUAGGGUACCUCUCCCCAAUGAAGAAACCCUUAUCAUACACGGUGAGAAGCCAGGAAGAAGUUUAAACAUUGUAUCAAGCAUGAAGAUUCACAAGUACCUGAAGAAGGAUUGUAUUGCAUUCAUGGCCCACGUGAUAGAAAGAGAACCUGAAGCUAAGCAACUCAAGGAGAUCCCGAAUGGUUCAAAACUAUCCCGAAGUGUUUCCGGAGGAAUUACCCGGUCUACCCCCUCGCAGGCAGGUCGAAUUUCGGAUCAACUUAAUUCCCGGAGCGGCACCGGUAGCAAAAGCACCAUAUCGCCUCGCGCCAUCCGAGAUGCAAGAACUGUCCGGACAACUUCAAGAACUUCUAGACAAAGGGUUUAUACGACCAAGUUCUUCACCUUGGGGAGCCCCCGUGUUAUUCGUCAAAAAGAAAGACGGGGCGCUUCAUACUUCUCAAAGAUCGACCUCCGAUCAGGAUAUCAUCAACUAAGAGUUCACGAAGGAGACAUUCAUAAAACAACAUUUAGAACCCGUUAUGGACAUUAUGAGUUCUUAGUCAUGCCUUUUGGACUAACGAACGAGCCAGCUGUUUUCAUGGAUUUGAUGAAUAGGGUCUGUAGACCAUACCUAGACAAUUUUGUAAUUGUAUUUAUCGAUGACAUACUUGUUUACUCGCAAACCAAAGAAGAUCAUGAGAGACAUGAGAAGCUAGUGUUGGAGCUAUUGAAGGAGCAGAAAUUGUAUGCCAAGUUCACUAAGUGUGAAUUCUGGAUUCGAGAAGUACAUUUCCUUGGUCAUGUGGUCGGCGAAAGAGGAAUUCAUGUAGAUCCAGCUAAGAUCGAGGCAAUCAAGAAGUGGGAAGCCCCCAAAACCCCGACAGAAAUACGACAGUUCCUAGGAUUAGCUGGAAAAUUUCUUUGGGAAGAGAAACACGAAGAAGCGUUUCGAAUCCUGAAAAACAAGUUGUGCAAUGCACCAAUUCUGGCCUUACCAGAGGGAUCAGAGAACUUUGUAAUGUAUUGUGAUGCGUCUCAUCAAGGAUUAGGAUGUGUGUUAAUGCAAAAAGAUAAGGUCAUUGCGUAUGCUUCCAGACAGCUCAAACCGCAUGAGAAGAGUUAUACAACCCAUGAUCUAGAACUGCGAGCAAUAGUUUUCGCUCUUAAGAUAUGGAGGCAUUAUUUGUACGGAACCAAGUGCAUCAUUUAUACCGAUCACAAAAGCCUUCAGCAUAUCCUAGAUCAAAAAAUGUUAAACAUGCGGCAGAGGAGAUGGGUAGAGUUGUUUAGUGAUUAUGACUGUGAGAUACGAUAUCACCCAGGCAAGGCUAACGUAGUAUCUGACGCUCUUAGUAGAAAAGAAAGAGUGAAACCUUCCCGUGUGAGAGCUUUGGGAAUGGUAAUUCAGACAAACUUGAAAUCUCAAAUCAUUGAUGCCCAGGAGAAAGCUUUAUUCAAGGAAAAUCUUCCAGGUGAAACUUUACAUGGUUUAGAAGUGAGAUUUGAAACCAAACCUGAUGGAGUUCGUUAUUUUAAGGACAGGGUCUGGAUUCCAAGGGUUAACAAUCUGAGAGACAUAGUACUAGAGGAGUCUCAUCGAUCUAAAUACUCAAUCCACCCUGGAGCGAAUAAGAUGUACAAGGAUCUUAAAGAGUACUAUUGGUGGCCUGGAAUGAAAAGGGAUAUUGCCUUAUAUGUUGGGAAGUGUUUAACUUGCUCAAUAGUCAAAGCUGAACAUCAAAAACCAUCCGGCUUAUUGCAACAGCCCGAAAUUCCCCAAUGGAAAUGGGAGCAGAUAUCCAUGGAUUUCGUUACCAAACUUCCUAGAACUUCUAAAGGUCACGACUCAAUUUGGGUCAUAGUGGAUCGACUGACGAAAUCUGCUCACUUUCUCCUCAUUCGGGAAGACUUCAAGAUGGAAAAAUUGGCCCAAAUCUACAUCGACAAAAUUGUUUCUCUGCAUGGUGUACCCCUAUCUAUCAUUUCUGAUAGAGAUAGUCGUUUUACAUCACGAUUUUGGUGGAUGUUACAGAAGGCACUAGGAACCAAGAUAAAUUUGAGCACAGCUUACCACCCUCAGACAGAUGGGCAGACAGAGAGAACAAUACAAACAUUGGAAGACAUGCUACGGGCGUGUGUCAUUGAGUUCAAAGGAAAUUGGGAUACUCAUUUGCCUCUAAUUGAGUUUUCCUACAAUAACAGUCACCACACGAGUAUCCAAUGUGCUCCAUAUGAAACAUUGUAUGGACGCAAGUGUCGUUCGCCCUUAUGCUGGACAGAAAUCGGAGAUAGACAAUUGACUAGACUCGACCUUAUCCAGGAAACAACUGACAAGAUUGCUAUCAUCAAAGAUAGGCUUAAAGUCGCCAGAGAUCGUUAG
Molecule: messenger RNA, 2562 nt
Organism: Lactuca virosa
Lineage: Eukaryota; Viridiplantae; Streptophyta; Magnoliopsida; Asterales; Asteraceae
Source: the annotation of a GenBank genome assembly